AUGGAGGGGCUGCAGGGCCGCCGGUUCUCGCCCUCCUUCUUCUCGGUGGGCUCGCCGGAGGGGGAGCGGGCGGCGGGCGGAGCCCUGGCCGAGGAGGGGCAGCUGCGGCCGGGCGGCGGGCCCCACCAGUGCCUGCGCUGGGCGUGCAAAGCGUGCAAGCAGCAGUCGAGCUCGGGCGACCGGCGCAAGGCGGCCACGCUGCGGGAGCGGCGCCGCCUGCGGAAGGUCAACCAGGCCUUCGAGGCCCUCAAGCGCUGCACGGCCGCCAGCCCGGCCCAAGGGCAGCGCCUGCCCAAGGUGGAGAUCCUGCGCAACGCCAUCCGCUACAUCGACAGCCUCCAGCACCUCCUGCGCCGCCACCAGCGCUGCCGCCCGCCAGCCCCCGCCGCCUCCCAGCCCGCCAGCCCCACCUCCAGCUGCUCCGACGGCGCGGUUGAAUGCAACAGCCCCAUGUGGUCCAGGAGAAACAGCUCUUACGACAAUGUCUACUUCUCUGAUCUCCACAAUGUCUAUUCCUCAGAUACGAGUAUGGCUCUAUCCAGCCUGGAUUGUUUGUCCAGUAUAGUGGAUCGAAUCUCUUCCUCGGCUCAGCCUGCACUGCCCUUACAGGACACAGCUUCCCUCUCUCCCGGUGCCAGCCCUGAAUCCCAGCCAGGCACUCCAGAGACCCCUCAUCCCAGGCUCAUCUAUCAUGUACUAUGAGCUGCCUGAGACUUGAAACCAAUGCACAUGAUAUUGUUUGGGCAUGUCAAGGCACUCCCAGCAGCCAGAAGCAGAGAGCUAUCCAGUGAACUGCCUCUGUCCCACAAAUAUGUAUAUAGGGGAGGUCACUUUAAAUUGUGUAUAUUUGUGAAUAGUUUUAUAAGGGGAUUAAAAUAUAUUUAAUCAAGCCUCCAUGUUUUAAUAUUGUAUAUCAUAAAUAUAUGUUGGUUUUAAAUUGUACCACACUGAAAUCUUAGUUAUCAUAAAUUUGGAAGCAAUAGACCCAGAAGAAGCUCCAAUGUGAUUUUUUUUUUUUUAGAUUCUCCACCACCCACAUGCAGGUGAUUAAAUUGCAUUUUUAUGUGUGCAUUUUGCCUCCUAAUAUAGACUGGUUAUGCUGAAUUGUUAUCUUUACCUGACAAAGAACAGCCCAUAACAGCCAAGGCAUUUGUUUUGGGAUCAAUAUUUUAGGAUGCUAGUAAAGGACAGAGCUUUAUUAAUUGUUUUAUCAUUACAUUUUUACAAUUGGGUGUGCCUUUUUUUUUUGGCCUUGGACAUCCUGAGCAGUUUGUAACUAUCUAAUCAUUGCAUAAAAUACUAUAGAAAUUAAGUAGUACCAAACAGAUUGAAGGUAUGCUUUCUUAUUUCCACUCAGGUUUUUUCUCAAUAUGAGCUAGCCUACUGAGAAUGCAAAUUUAAUUUUGACUUUUAUUUUUAUAGUCAUACUUUCAAUAAAUUGCCUUUAGUGAA
This is a messenger RNA of Heteronotia binoei (common prickly gecko), 1452 nucleotides long. It is a transcript of the gene MYF5, whose product is annotated as myogenic factor 5. The record is from RefSeq and is a predicted model, not a curated record. Gene Ontology annotation, molecular function: DNA-binding transcription factor activity, RNA polymerase II-specific; protein dimerization activity; RNA polymerase II cis-regulatory region sequence-specific DNA binding. Gene Ontology annotation, biological process: regulation of transcription by RNA polymerase II; muscle organ development; positive regulation of myoblast differentiation. The transcript is spliced from 3 exons. The coding region runs from base 1 to 702 and encodes 233 amino acids. Lineage: Eukaryota; Metazoa; Chordata; Lepidosauria; Squamata; Gekkonidae.